GAGCGGCGGCGGCGGCCGUCGCGGUGGGCGCUUCCCUCAGGCGCCAUGGCGUGCUGGGGCCCCAACCGGGCCCGGCUGCUGUGCAUGCUGUCGCUGACCUUCCUGUUCAUGGUGCUGGAGGUGGUGGUGAGCCGGCUGACGGCGUCGCUGGCCAUGCUGUCGGACUCGUUCCACAUGCUGUCGGACGUGCUGGCCCUGGUGGUGGCCCUGGUGGCGGAGCGCUUCGCCCGGAGGACCCAGGCCACGCAGAAGAACACCUUCGGCUGGAUCCGGGCCGAGGUGAUGGGGGCCCUGGUGAACGCCAUCUUCCUCACCGGCCUCUGCUUCGCCAUCCUGCUGGAGGCCAUCGAGCGGUUCAUCGAGCCGCACGAGAUGCAGAAGCCGCUGGUGGUGCUGGGGGUCGGCGUGGCCGGGCUGGUGGUCAACCUGCUGGGGCUCUGCCUCUUCCACCACCACAGCGGCCUGGGGCACCACGGGGGGCACGGGCACCGCGGGGGGCACCACGGGGGGCACGGCGUCGCCGCCAAGGAUCGCCCCGACCCCGACCCGGAGGAGACCAACAUCCUGGUGGGCGGCCGCGGCAGCUCCAACGGGCUCAAGCCGGACCGGCCAGGAAACACAGCAAAAGAAAGCACAGUGGACGUGCAAGUGAACGGGAACCUUAUUAAUGAUGACUCUUCUGAAAAAAUUGAUGCAGAAGAUACUAGUGCACAACUUAACAUGAGAGGAGUGUUCCUUCAUGUCUUUGGAGAUGCUUUGGGUUCAGUGAUUGUGGUAAUCAAUGCUUUGGUCUUUUACUUUUCUUGGAGAGCAUGUCCGGAGGGAGUGUUUUGUGAAAACCCAUGCAUUGACAGCCCUUGCCAGAUGUUUGUAGGUUCAAAUAAUUCUUCUGUACUUGAGGCUGGUCCCUGCUGGGUGCUCUAUUUAGAUCCAACUCUUUGCCUCGUAAUGAUUGGUAUACUUCUUUAUACAACUUAUCCAUUACUUAAGGAGUCUGCCCUUAUUCUUUUGCAAACUGUUCCUAAACAAAUAAAUAUCAGAAAUUUGAAAAAGCACCUUCGAGAGGUUGAAGGAGUUGAAGAAGUUCAUGAAUUACAUGUUUGGCAACUUGCUGGAAGCAGAAUUAUUGCCACUGCUCACAUAAAAUGUCAUGACCCUGCAGCGUACAUGCAGGUGGCUAAGAGCAUUAAAGACGUCUUUCAUAAUCACGGAAUUCACGCUACCACCAUUCAGCCCGAAUUUGCUAGCGUAGGCUCUCAAUCAAGCAUCACCCCCUGUGAGCUCGCCUGCCGAACUCAGUGUGCUUUGAAGCAAUGUUGUGGAACAACACAAAAAGCCAAUUCUGAGAAAGAGACAGAAAAGCUCCCUUCAGUUAGUAUUUCUUGUUUAGAACUCAGUGAAACACUAGAGAACAAAACAAGGACUAAAACUGAAAGCGUCUCAGCUGUCGUGCUAGAUAUUAAGAAGAAUUCCAAAAAGAAACCCGAAUCAUCUUUGUAGGGUCCAAAAAAUGUGAUGUUUGACUUUUUCAACUACAAGAGGAAGAGACUCCAAUGAAAUCCCAAGUUUGCCAAGAAGUGUAAUUGCUGAAGUCUUCAUUCUUGUCACACCGUUAGUUCUAUUUUUUAAAGAACAUAAAGGAACAGCAGAACACAGAGUUUUGUAUUACAACUUUGUGAUUAUUUGCUGGGCACAGCUAUGCUGUAACGAUUUUGGAAAGCCAGUUUUAACACUUGUUACAUUUUUUUUUGUUGUUAUGUUGAAGUAAGCAUUUACUUUGUAUAUUCUAAUGAUACUUGAUUUCAGUUUUCCCAUGGCAAAACUUAAUUAGGGGGAUUAAAUAAAUUAAAAUUUAAUUUGUUACUGGUAUUUCUUUGGCCUUUUUUUCCCUACCCCAUUCCCUCUAGUGUAGUACUUUUCGUUUGAAUCAUUUGGUCUCAUUUUUUUUUAUAUAAAACUUGAAACCAGAAAAUGUUGUUGGUUUUCUUUUCUUCGUAGACAUUUAUGAUAAACUUUAAAUGCCAUUUGAAGUUAUAGCAUAACGGUAGCAUUUUUUCGAAGAAUGUCUUAUGGACAUUAGUAGGAAAAGUUGUUACAUUCUCUUAUGUGAUAGUGGCAUUUUCUGCCCCCACAAAAGAAGCAGAUUGUGUUAAUAUUGUUUAUUAAAUUCUCUUCUACUAUAUCACUGAGUUAUAUCUGAUUAAACUAAAAAGUAAUAAAAGUAGAAAGGAUGACACAAGAGAUCUAACAGACAUAUUAUUUUAUAAAAUAAAAUAAUGGAAGAACUUUUAAAUUCUUCAAAGUAUUUCAAUUUAUGAAUAAGCACCUGUUUCUCAUUUAUUUUUUCCGAAAACUUAUAAAGGUGAUCACCAGCAUUUUUUUUUCAUUUAGAUGGAUUGAUUUGACACUUUAUAGUGAAAUUUGCCAUUGGGAGGAAACUUUACUUAGAAAUACCCCACUGUAGAAAGUAUUUUUUAACAGAUAUUCAAUACAAAUUAAGCCUUGAAGAAAAGAAUCAACAAUAAAUGUUUCAAAGAAAAGUCAUAUUUUGAAUCAAAACAUGUAUUUUUGAAAAACUGCCUAAUAUGCUGUCAAUUCCCAUGCUUUCAUUACAGCUGCCGAUCAGAAGCAUAAAAAAUAGAAAGCAAAAACAUCACAGUGCUUAAAACUUUAAAAGCAAAAUAUAUAAUUAAGGUCAGGCCCAGGUGUACCUCACCUUGAGGUGUGGAUAUUGCUCAGGUCUUUAAACUGUGGCCUAUUUAGCAUGGACACUAACAGUUAUCCACAAAAAGGUGAAUGAACUGUGACUAAAGUUGUCCAUUUCAGUUUUCCUGCAAGGGAUUUGAUGUUCAUAGAUUUCAAAGUUUUCCCAUCAAACACAAUUUUAGAAGGUGGAUUACUUUUAGCUUUGUGAAGCAGUACUUUUAUUUUAUUUUUUGCUGGGGAGGCCCAGUGCAGGAGGGGCAGAGGAAAAGAGGAGUUCUAAAUGGAACCGAUAUUGGUAAUAUCAGUUAUACACAGAGCUGUUUUGCCAAAAGCAUGUAAAAAGUCACAACUAUUUCUAAUUGGUUUUGUAGAUUGCGCCUGGGAUGACGAAUUUUGUGUUGGCAAAGAGUCAUUGUUUUAAAUUCAAAAAUUCAAAAAAAAAUGUUAAGACUUGGAAUUAGAUACCUGAUUUCUUUAUAAAUGUUUAAUCUAUUGGCAGAAAUUGUACCUUUUUUCUAACGUGCCUGUUGCUGGCAAUGGGCUUAUAAAAACGGGACCCCUUAAGAAUGGAGUGAGGUGUACUUAGAUAAUAGUGUGGGAGUGUAGCGGGGAGGGGGGACAGGGGGAAGGUGAGUGUGAGUGUAUGUAUACCUUCAUGUUUUCUCAAAUGGGCCAAAACCAGAACCUGAAAUUUGCAAUAUAGCCUGAUGUUUUGAUGCUGCAUAGUGAAGAUUGUGAAAUGGAAUCUUCAGAAUUCAAUCCAAAACAUCUUUUGAGGUCUAUGUGACAAUUUUAAGUAUGAAUUGUAGAAGUUCUAUUAUUUGCUGAAACCAGAAGGAGAAGGUGGCUAAUUGCACUGCAUUUUGGGCAUUUCUGACUUUACAUUUUAUGAAGAAAUAGGCCUCUCUGUUAAUGCAUACAUUUUUAGUAAUGAUAUCACACAAUAACCUUACUGACUAUUUACACCCAAGAGAAGUUUCCUUUUAGAAACUUAAAAGUGGUUACAAUGCAGAAGUAAAAUGUGUUCAUGUGAAUGAGGAUUUAAAAUGGUAUUUAAGCACAGGAAAAGGGCUAUGUGUUUCUUAAAGUACAAAAAUGAGCUUCAAAGUUGGUUAUUCUUUUCAUAACUCAUUUUUAAGUAACUUUUAUAAUGUAUUCAUCUAGGGGAACCAUAGGGUUUCCUCUUCAAAAUAGUUUCUCAUUUAUAACAAAGUAAUGGGCACUGUCGACCCAGAAGUUUUUAUUGGAGAAAUAAUGUUUCUCUCUUCUAAGCACUUUCUAAUCCAUAUUUCUCUAUAAAGAGUAAGAAAAUCACGUUUUUAUAUGUAAACUUCUUGGGAUUUAGUUUUCUUGAAGGGAAGUGGGUAAAUGCACCUAAACUUUAGGGCAUCUAAAUAUCUUAAAAUUUUAAAGAGCCUGUUUUAGAAUGCUGCAUCAGUUAUGUAGCCUUAUUGCUCUCCAACUGGCUUUUAUUUAGUAUUCAAGAUUAGCAAUUUAUGGCCUAGAAGCUUAUAAUUUCACUUAUGUAGAGGAGAGGGGUGAGAGUUGGGAAGUUGUGCUGUUUUAUGCCUACGAUAAAAAUGGUCCGGAAAAAAAAAAUUCCCCAAAUACAGCCUUAAUGAUGGUAGAUUUGAAUCUCCACAGUUGGAGUACUCACUUGUAGAAAGAUGUAAACGAGAGAAUAUUUAGUUUAGAGUAUGUAUGUGAAUAUUUAGAAAACCAUAUGCUAUACCUCUGAGAUUGGCAGUUUGGGUGGGAGUGUUUUCUUUUUCCAUGAGGGUCCCAUGGAUAAUCAGUGAAAGAAGAGGAUGUAUCAGUGUACUGGAAGAGAAUGAAAUUUUCGUCUUUGUGUGGGGUCUUGUUUUUAGUUUUUGAACAACCCCAACUCAAUCAGUAUUAAUAUAUUUUUUAUUUUUUGAAAAUUAGAUCCCUGAGAAUGUUAAAAUUAACCUUGGAGUGAAUUGUAGAAUAUUUGGUAGGUGUUGAGGUUUUAAUGCUUGCUACAUGUUGACAUUUUCUGAAAGCUAUAAAUAUGAUCUUUAUCUGCUGUUGAUGUUUUCACACAGAGCAUGAAAAAAAAACAAAUAUGGAGAGUGACUUGGUAAACCUAUUGAUUCUCUUCACAAUGUAGAAAUAUUGAUAUUAAUGCUGUACUUCAGUAACAUUGGUGAGUCAUGAAACAUUGUUAAAACUAUAGAGGAGAAGGGGAGAGGAAAACCCAGUAUUCUUUUCAGUUUCUAACAUACUAUUGAGUCCAUUAUGUAGUGUUUGACCAUUUCUCAACGAGGAGUUUUAAUAGUGCCAUUUUAACGUAGCAUUACAGAAGUUGUGUGGCUAUGCUAUUUCAUUUUACUGUCAAAGGCUGAAAUAUUUAGCAAUCCUUUCUCAUUGGCACAAGGGGCCUUUUGUGUAUACUUCUAUUUAAACUUUUAAACCAAAAAUUUUGUAGUCCUGUGUCUCUGACAAAAAGAUUCUAAAGGGAACGUAGCAUACAAUGAAUAGAUGUGAUUGUACCUGAAAAGCUCUAAACACAGAAAUGGCCAUGUUUUGGGUCUGCCUUGAUCAGCACAAUAAAAUGUGUGCUGUGAUUCUUCACGGACCUUUCUUCCAUUCAUGUGGUUCUGGUGUCUGCUAUUGCCAUCUCUCUGGGCAGAAUGUGGUGCAAUGUUAUGCAGUUGUCAUCUUGCUGAAAGCAGAUACAAAUGUCUUUUCUGUUUUACAUUAAAUUAUUUGUUCUUUGUAUGUUUGUACAUUGUUUUCCAAAGUUAUUCCUACCUCAUCAUGAGGUUUUAUGGAUUGUAUUAUAUUAUAAAUGUUCUACAUGA
This is a messenger RNA of Tachyglossus aculeatus (Australian echidna), 5531 nucleotides long. It is a transcript of the gene SLC30A1, whose product is annotated as solute carrier family 30 member 1. Bases 46 to 1500 code for a protein of 484 amino acids. NCBI's taxonomy places the organism in Eukaryota, Metazoa, Chordata, Mammalia, Monotremata, Tachyglossidae. Gene Ontology annotation, cellular component: endoplasmic reticulum; membrane; Golgi apparatus. The record is from RefSeq and is a predicted model, not a curated record. The transcript has 2 exons. Gene Ontology annotation, biological process: zinc ion transmembrane transport; intracellular zinc ion homeostasis; detoxification of zinc ion. Gene Ontology annotation, molecular function: zinc ion transmembrane transporter activity; calcium channel inhibitor activity.